Molecule: messenger RNA, 3227 nt
Organism: Ixodes scapularis (black-legged tick)
Lineage: Eukaryota; Metazoa; Arthropoda; Arachnida; Ixodida; Ixodidae
Exons: 24
Coding region: 1107-3227 (706 amino acids)
Source: RefSeq, a predicted model, not a curated record
GCGAAUAGCGCGAAUAGGGAUGGUUCGUGUUGCGAUGUUGCGGUUGUGACUCGUGAGUGCUUAGCCGCUUAGCUUGCAGGUAUUUUUCUCCUUCGCGUACUUUGUCCGCAGGAGCAGCCCUGAAACAACAGUUGCUACCACUUCGGUGUUCUGAAAGGUUCUCCCACGCGCCUACAAAGAAAAUGCGCAGCCCUGGGCAACGACAGAUCGGUCCUUCCCCAGACACGGCCAGACCACGCAAAAUUCGCUCCAUCCAAGGAGCGGGAAGGGCAAGCGCGUCGUGCCGAGCAGAGUCUACUGAGGGCCGCAGCUGCACGACAACAGCAAAAGGCGCAGGACCCUGAAUAUCACGCAUGAGAGGCAGUGUGUAAGUGCAGAAGGCACUAAGACCCCCGUGUUUGCAUGGAAAAGGAAAAGAGAAAGUGUCUCUGACGAGCCACAGACGAGGAUCUGCGGGAGGACAUGGAGGUGGCAGGAUCCAGACUUCGUCGUUCCCUCCGCUGCGGCGACCAUCACAUUAGAAGCGCGUCUCGGUGUUGUUUUCUCGCCGAAGAGCACAUUUUAUAAAAGCACACCUACAACUAUACUACUAAAAGAGGAGCUCGUAAAGCAAUUACUCUAAAGCACGUCAGCAAAGGGUAUUUAUUUUAAAUCACACCUUGCGACUACGCAACAGCUGCCGCUGUUGACUGUUGAUCGCAAUCCACUUUGCAUGGUCGUUCGCAAUUUUUUACAGCGAAGCUGUUUAGAGCCAGUUCUCCCAAUAUCGUUUUCGCGGACAAGCGGCUUGGCAACACCAAACUCGAAUCUGUUCACCGUCACCCUCAGUCUCGUACGACGAGGAGAGUUGCCCAUUGUGUUCCAUGCCGUCUCUUCCCGAACGCUGUCGGCAACGGAGGCUAGCCGGUCCAUUGUGCUGUAAUGGAGCUUCACCUUCUUCCCCGGCGUGAGUGGCCACCUAUGUUUGUGCCAUCGAGCACGUCCCGUGAUUUGCGCGGCCCUACUAGAAUGAAACGUCAUCGUCUCACCUGCAUAUCGUGUGUGUCCUGUGUCCCGUGACGUCAAGAUCGUGCUAGCACUCUUAUCAGUCGCCCUUUGGAGUCACGAUGGGUCGGCCGCGUCGCCUUUAUUCCGAGCAAGAAGAGGAGGAGCGCAAGGAGCGGCGACGUGCGCUGCAGCUCGAAUGGCAGCGCAACAAACUCCGCGAAGCCAUUAUUGCCUCGUCUUCCACUGCGCCCAGUGGUUCAAAAUUCCUUGCGAGAAAAGGGCAGAUCGCUCGCUUUGGACGCGCGAUGGGUCGGCCGCGUGUCUACGUUUGUUCGGAGGAAGAGCGCAAGGAGCGGCGACGUGCGCAGCAGCGCGAAUGGCUGCGCAACAAACGCCACAAAGCUGCUAUCGCCUCGAGUUCCACUGCAUCCGAAUCCCUUGCGAAAGAAGAGAAGAUCGCUCGCCUGGAACGCCGCCGAGAACAGAACCGGGAGUGUAACCGGCGCCGGCGGGCCAACGCCACGGACGAGGAUCGUGCCAGGGAAGCCAAGCGGAAGCGCGAGGCCCGGCGACGACAGGACGCCACGCCGGCUGAGCAGUUCCCGGGUGCGACGGCGAGGUUCCGGAGGGAGCUCAUGGAGAACCCGUUCGGCGUCACGUGUGACAGAGGACACUUUGGCCCGGAUCAGUUCCAGAUAGCCCCGAGGAGGACUAGCAGGGAAAAGGAGAAGAGUGCCAAUGAUGUGCAGGAUGACUUUGAAGUGCAAGAAAGCGAAAGCAUACUGCCGGAUGAUGGACCAGGCUGGGGUGGAUCCAGUGAUGAGAGUACCAUUUCAGCCAACACUAUCAAGACAGAACCACAAGAUUAUGUCGAACAAGACGAAGAGCCUGGCAGCCAUCUUGCGUCCGUGAAGUCGGAGUCGGAACUCUAUGGGGUAGAUUGGAAACCUCACAGCCUAGUGCCUGCUCUUACCAAAGAUUACAUGGAUACGACGAAGGUCACAUUCCACAUGAAUGCAGAGCCGCAGGUUUCCGAAGCGACCCAACGACACGAUGGCGUGGUGGUGGCCGUUAAGAUUGAGCCGCAAGACGGGACGGAAGUUUGCAUCGAGGAGGUUCCUGUGGGGACAGGGGUGGAUGAUUCCAGCGGCAAUGGCACGAUGGCAGCUGUUACUAUCAAGACGGAGCCACCAGAAUAUGUCGAGCAGGACGAAGAGCCUAGCUGCCAUCUUGUGUCCGUUAAAUCAGAGCCAGAAUGUUACGAGGAAGUCUGGCAACCUGGGAACCCAGUGCCAGCUCUUACGAAAGGUGAACCACCAGAUCACAUGGACCUGACAAAGGUUACGUUCCACACGAAUCCAGAGCCGCUGGUUUCCGAAGAAGCCCAACAACGUGGCAACGCAGCGGUGGCCGUCAAGAUUGAGCCUCACAAUCCGACAGAAGUCGACGAUCCGGCACUUCCCGCGGAGACAGGGGUGGACGGUUCCAGUGGCAAUGGCACGAUGGCAGCUGUGACUAUCAAAACGGAGCCACCGGAAUAUGUUGAGCAAGACGAAGAGCCUAGCUGCCAUCUUGUAUCCAUUAAAUCAGAGCCAGAAUGUUAUGAGGAAGUUUGGAAACCUGGGAACCCAGUGCCAGCUCUUCCGAAAGGUGUACUACCAGAUCCCAUGGACGUGACAAAGGUUACGUUCCACACGGAUCCAGAGCCGCUGGUUUCCGAAGAAGCCCAACAACGUGGCAACGCAGCGGUGGCCGUCAAGAUUGAGCCUCAAGAUCCGACGGAAGUCGACGAUCCGUCGCUUUCCUCUGAGACAGGCCUGGAUGCGGCAGCUGCGAAGGAGUUCCAGCAAGAUGCAGUCCCCGUGAAUCCCAUUGGCUCGUAUUCCGUCCUGGCUCGGCCACCGCGGCGGGUCUUCCCCUUCGUCUCGGACAAAGCACAGCCGCAGGUGAAGGUCAUCUACUUCCGCAAGGUGGAGCACGGCAUCGCGAUGCAGCCCGUGGUGACGACUCUGCCGGUCGCGGAGGUGCAGUCUUUCCUGGCGGCGGAGUCCCAAAACCCGGGCGUCGUGCCAAUGUGGCUUCCUGGUUCCGGUCCGACUGCGGUACCUUCGCGGAAAGUCGAACAACAUCGGGCCCUCGUGGAUCUGAAUCUCCCGGUGCGGCCACUUCGGCACGCACCCUCUGCCGUCAGCGAACCUCAGGAAGAUUUAGUCCGAUCCCACGAGGUCGAGCGGUCCUAG